Larimichthys crocea (large yellow croaker) is the source of this 1294-nucleotide messenger RNA. RefSeq names its product SAGA complex associated factor 29 (gene sgf29). Lineage: Eukaryota; Metazoa; Chordata; Actinopteri; Sciaenidae. Gene Ontology annotation, cellular component: SAGA complex. Bases 145 to 1017 code for a protein of 290 amino acids. The record is from RefSeq and is a predicted model, not a curated record. The transcript has 10 exons.
GGACAGAGAGGUCAGAGGUCAGAGUUAGCACGGUUAGCUUAGCUUAGCGAGCCGUAAACAAACAGUUUUCCCGCCGUUUGACUAAAAACGUUUAAACUGAAAUUAAUUAAUGAACCAGCUGAUCUAAGAACAGACACGGGCAACAUGUCAGCUGACACAAAGAUCGCAGAGCUGCUCACAGAACUGCAUCAGCUGAUCAAGCAGACUCAGGAGGAGAGGUCACGCAGCGAACACAACCUGCUCAACAUCCAGAAAACACACGAGAGGAUGCAGACGGAGAACAAGACGUCUCCGUACUAUCGGACCAAGUUGCGUGGACUGUACACGACGGCGAAAGCGGACGCCGAGGCCGAGUGCAGCAUCCUGCGUCACGCGCUGGAUAAGAUCGCAGAGAUCAAGUCGCUGCUGGAGGAGAGGAGGAUCGCUGCCAAGAUGGCCGGAGUUUACAGCGACAGCGACCCGCCCAGGAAGACGAUGAGGCGAGGAGUACUCAUGACGCUCCUGCAGCAGUCUGCCAUGACGCUUCCUCUGUGGAUCGGCAAGCCAGGAGAGAGCCCCCCCCCUCUGUGCGGGGCGACCCCGGCCAGCAGCGACUACGUGGCCAAACAGGGCGACAAGGUGGCGGCGAGGGUGAAGGCGGUGGACGGAGACGAGCAGUGGAUCCUGGCUGAGGUGGUCAGCUACAACCACUCCACCAACAAGUACGAGGUGGACGACAUCGACGAGGAAGGCAAAGAGAGACACACUCUGAGCAGACGGAGGAUCAUCCCUCUGCCUCAGUGGAAGGCGAACCCAGAGACGGACCCUGAGGCUCUGUUCAGUAAGGACCAGCUGGUUCUGGCUCUGUACCCACAGACCACCUGCUUCUACCGGGCCCUGAUCCACACGCCACCUCACCGGCCUCAGGACGAUUACUCGGUGCUGUUCGAGGACACGUCCUACGCUGACGGGUACUCUCCUCCGCUGAACGUGGCUCAGCGCUACGUGGUCGCCUGCAAAGAGAACAAGAAGAAGUGAGCAGAGGAGGACGGAGCCUGAACUGUGAUCACUCUGAAACACAGACUUCUGUUUAUAUGUUGAUAGAUUCAUCCGGUCUGUAAUCAGGCUGUCUGUGUGUGUGGACUGAUCGAUCACAGAUCUCAUUUAUCGGCUCUAUGUUCAGAAUAUAAUGUUCAUCUACAGCGUCUGCCAUGUUUCUGCUGGAUGAGGAGGGUGAGGCGAGUGGGUCGUAAUCAGCAACUAGAUGCCACUAAAUCCGACACACUGUUUUUUUAAUAAAAGAGACUAUUUGUCA